GAAGGUUGUUUCGCGCGGAAGAAUGUGCAACCAGUUGCAGAUUAUUGGAUUGUCGGAUCUCCAGGAGAUUCAAGGGCUCUACAAACAAGACUGGCCCAAAUAUUGCCAGGAAUACUACUGCCUGGAUAACUUUAUAGGGUUUUUGAUUAAGAAUCCCCUCAUUAAGCACCUGCAAAUAUAUACGUUGCCCAUUAAACAAGCCAGAGAUGAGGGCCUUUUUGUUAUUGUGGAUCGCUAUCAACUGUUUGUUGGCUGUUUAAACAACACAAACGGUCUGGUACAAAAGGCGUUGGAUUUGGUGGACUGGUCCAAAGGGUUGAAAUGCAGUUCUAUACCCUCCAGACAUAUUGAGGCUCUGGAUAGCGUUGUUGAGUCGAAAAAGUUGAAAUUGCUGUUCAGGGAUCCCACGGAUUUGUUCUACAUGAAGGCGAAAGAGGCUCUUAAAUUGAAAGUGGAAGCACCAGUUGGAUUUGUUCUAAGAUCGUUGAGUGUAUCAGACGCUCCUCUGGUUAACGAAGAGUGGCCCAAUCAUCACCUGGGAUCUCUAUACUUCAUAGAACGACAGAUACAGAUGUGUGUCAGUGUGGGAUUGUAUCAGGAAGACACUCAACAACUGGUGGCCUGGUGCAUCAGAUUACAGGGCGGCUACUUGGGAGCCCUUCAAGUGAGAGACUCCCACAAACGUCGGGGAUUUGGCAGUGUGGUAACGAGGGAGAUUUCCUAUCGCCUUGCUGCUCAAGGUCACGAUGUAAUGGCCCUAGUGGGCCAUUCGAAUAAACCCUCCUCGGGAAUGUUCAGCAAGCUGGGCUUCCAGGUCAUCGAUCAAUGCUUGUGGCUGAGAACAGAACCCACAAAUGGAGAGUUCACUUGGCCCGAAGGCGAGUAGUUGGUGUUUAAAUGUUUAUAUUAAAAUAUUACGACUAUCGGUUGUAUAUGAAUACAAGUUUGGUAUAAAAAUA
Messenger RNA from Drosophila ficusphila, 959 nucleotides. RefSeq lists its product as uncharacterized. Gene Ontology annotation, molecular function: acyltransferase activity, transferring groups other than amino-acyl groups. The transcript has 4 exons. The record is from RefSeq and is a predicted model, not a curated record. The coding region runs from base 23 to 886 and encodes 287 amino acids. Lineage: Eukaryota; Metazoa; Arthropoda; Insecta; Diptera; Drosophilidae.